Hansenula ciferrii is the source of this 1017-nucleotide messenger RNA. RefSeq names its product E1 ubiquitin-activating protein AOS1 (gene AOS1). The record is from RefSeq and is a predicted model, not a curated record. Gene Ontology annotation, molecular function: SUMO activating enzyme activity. The transcript has a single exon. Bases 1 to 1017 code for a protein of 338 amino acids. Gene Ontology annotation, cellular component: SUMO activating enzyme complex; cytoplasm. Gene Ontology annotation, biological process: protein sumoylation. NCBI's taxonomy places the organism in Eukaryota, Fungi, Ascomycota, Saccharomycetes, Phaffomycetales, Wickerhamomycetaceae.
AUGAGUGAACUCAGUGCUGAUGAAUUAGCUUUGUACGAUAGACAACUUCGUGUCUGGGGUGCUGAUGGUCAAAACAAGAUUAAAAACGCGUCAAUAUUAGUUAUAAAUUUAAACGGUGUUGGUACAGAAAUUAUCAAGAAUUUAACAUUGAGUGGUAUUGGUUCAAUUGAAAUCUUGGAUCCUUCUGUUGUUACUGAAGAUGAUUUAACUACACAGUUUUUCCUUGAAGAAUCAGAUUUGGGGAAAUCUAAAGUUGAAGCUGUUUUACCAAAGAUUCAAGAUAUGAAUCCAAGAGUUCAAUUAACAAUAAAUUCUAAAGAAUUACCAAUUGAUGAUUUAGAAUAUUUCAAGAAAUUUAAAUUAAUCAUUGCAAAUAAUCUUGAUGCUAAACUUUUACAAAAAUUGAAUAAUAUAACUAGAGAUUUAAACAUCUCUUUAUAUACAACAACAACUCAUGGUCUUUAUGGUUAUUUUUUCAGUGAUUUAAUUUUGGAUAUAUCACAAUUCACAAAGAAAAAAAUGCCAAUUUCUAGGAAAUUAGAAAAAAUUUCAUCAAAUCAAGAAAUUAUUCAAAUUGAAACAACUCAUAAUAAAGAAACAAAUGAAUUUUUUGAAAAAUUUACAUUAAAAUCAAAAUUUAUAAAAUUUGAAGAUUGUUUCCAUUCUAAAAAUUUAACAAAAUUAACCAAGAGAGCAAAGAAAAAUGUAUCUCCAUUAUUAUCAAUUUUUCUUGCAUUAUAUGAAUUAGAAUUAAAUUCUAUAGAGAUUAAUUUAGACUCACUUAAAACCAAAUCAAAUGAAAUUCAAUUAAACUUGGGAUUAAAUGAAAUAACAAAUCUAGAAAUUUUUGAAAAAAUUUUGAAACAAUUAAAUUUUGAAAUUUCUCCAGUUGCUGCUAUACUUGGUGGUACACUUUCACAAGAUGUUAUUAAUUAUAUAAGUAAAAAGGAAAUUCCAAUUAACAAUUUAUUAAUAUUGGAUGGUGAUAAUUUUACAAUGCCAAUUUAUGAGUUGUGA